Etheostoma spectabile (orangethroat darter) is the source of this 3838-nucleotide messenger RNA. RefSeq names its product Carbohydrate sulfotransferase 1-like. Bases 380 to 1648 code for a protein of 422 amino acids. Lineage: Eukaryota; Metazoa; Chordata; Actinopteri; Perciformes; Percidae. The record is from RefSeq and is a predicted model, not a curated record. Gene Ontology annotation, biological process: N-acetylglucosamine metabolic process; sulfur compound metabolic process. Gene Ontology annotation, molecular function: N-acetylglucosamine 6-O-sulfotransferase activity. The transcript is spliced from 3 exons.
ACGCAUUUCUAAGACGCAGUGAAACGUACCCUACGGCAUCAAAGCGUAAUGCGCGGCGAGGCAAUCUUGCAUCCAAUCUAGAGACUGAGCUCCAGUAGCCUGUGUGGUCUCCGGAGGGGAGACACAUGCCUCCUCGCGCAGCCUCUCUAUCCAUGGCGCAUCUCCAGCUCUGAAUCCACUUCGGCUCUGGACACACCGGCAGCAGCGCUCGAUCCAAACACAUACACACACACGCACACACGCACACACACACACACUCACACACACUUACACACACUUCGCUUUUUACAGGUGCAGCGCAGAGGACUAGACCGGCCGAAGAGAUCGGAUCGAGUGCGUUGAUGCGUGAAGGAUGUAGAGCCAGAGGGGGGGGGCCAGGAUGGAGUGCUCCUGGAAGACGGUGCUGCUGCUGGUGUGUGCGUCUCUUGGGGUCCAGUACACGGCCAUCCGGACCCUGAGGGACUCUCUGUCUGGGCCCUGUCAGGGAACCUACCGCUGCCAGACCAGACACCACAGAGACUCCAGAUGGAGAGCCUUGUGUGAUGACGGUUGGAUGCCAGUUGAGUCGCCCCGGAAGCACAUCCUGCUGUUUGCCACCACCCGCAGCGGCUCCUCCUUCACUGGGCAGCUCCUGAACCAGCACCCAGGGAUCUUCUACGUGUUUGAACCUCUCUACCAUGUCCAACAGGCCUUCACCAACUCCAGCAGCAGGCUGCGUCGCACCCUGGACCGCCGGGCCCUACUGGGAGCGUACAGGGACCUCCUCCUCAAUCUGUACACCUGUGAUCUUCACUUCAUGGAGAACUACAUCCGCCCGGAGCCCCAGGACCACGUCACAAGCUCCUACUUCCGCCGAAGCUCCAGCCACGCGCUCUGUUCCCCUCCCGUGUGCUCGGAGGGACGGGAUAUAGAGGCCUCUGAUCUGCCUGAUGAAACGUGGUGUCCUAAGAAGUGCAGGGCCCUAAACCUUACCCUAGCCUCCAUGUCUUGUUUGUCAAGGGAACACGUAGCCAUUAAGACUGUGCGGGUCCCUGAAGUGGGAGACCUGCGCACUUUGACAGAAGAUCCACGCCUGGACCUGAAGAUCAUCCACCUGGUGAGAGACCCCAGAGCCAUCCUCGCCUCACGCAUUAUGGCGUUUUCAGAUCAAUUCCGCGCUUGGAAAAUAUGGAACGCAACUGGGCGGCAGCCUCGUUACGUGGACCUGACGCAGAUCACCAGCACCUGCAAGGACAUGACUGCCUCUGCAGAAACAGGCCUGCAAAGACCGGCAUGGCUGCGGGGACGCUACCUGCUGGUGCGGUAUGAGGACCUGGCGCUCAACCCAAAGGACAAAGCCACUGAGAUCUACAGGUUUGUGGGACUGGAGAUGGAAGACAGGGUGCGGAUGUGGAUUGCAAAGAACACCAACAGUAACGUGGUGUCUCCGUCAGAGUGGAACUACAGGUACUCCACCACCAGAGACUCCAGGGCAACAGCAAAGAGCUGGAGGCUCCGUCUGGGCUUUGACAUCGUGAGGACCGUGCAGAUUCUGUGCAACGACACUCUGGCUCUGCUGGGAUACAAGCAGGUUCACUCUGCAGCUGAACUCAGAAACUUGUCUCACAGUUUAGUGGAACACAGGACCUUUCAACCAGUCACGUGGUAGAAAAAACAUAACUGUUAUUUAUUUACUUAUUUAUUUAUUUAUUUCAGUUGACUUUCCUCUCUGUCAUGAUGCUGAUGACAUGAAUGUAAUUUAUCUUAUUUCAAUAAUGCCUAAACUUAUAUCACUUUUUAUGUUUUUUGUUAAAGAUAUUGAAAGUGCCAAAUGUCAAGCGUGUGUGAUGCUGGAAAAAAGUAUUAAAUCCAGAAUUAAGUCCAUAACAGUGCAUAACAUGUGUUGAUUGAAAACUCUUCUUCAAUCCGGAUGUGAUGAAGUUGUUUUUGUUUUUUUAGGAUUCAAUUUUCUCAUAAUUUCAACAUUUAAACAGGGGGGGAAAGACAGUACCAGGUUACCAUUUUAGAGUAAAUCUGACCCUAAGGGACCGUUCAGUAUUUAUGGAAUGGACCACUGGAGGAAAACGGGAGGGUCAUGUCUUUUCUAUUCUUUGUUGAGGGGAGGGUCAUCCAACUUUUUCAGUUUAGGGGAGGGUCACCCAACUUUUGUAUUGUGAAAACAGCAAAAUUUCAAAGUGACUUGUUUGGUGCAUAUUUUUCCAUGUAGCUCUGUCAGUACCCCCCCCCCCCCCCCCCAUCACUAGCAGAUGGGUCCCUCCCUGUUAAGUCAGCCAGACAAUUUGAGCUGUAGCUUUGUAGAGAGAGUGUGAUUUCCCAAACUGAAUAAAUCAAGCCCGCACAUACAGUAUAAAAAAAAAGUACAAAACUGCUUUGCUAGUUCCUUUGUGUUGUAACUAAGACAUCUGUUAAAAAAAUAAUUCAUCAUUAGCAUGAUUGUCAUACUGUUUAGUUCAAAAACAUCAAAAACAUGAACGUACAAAAACAUAGUGGACCAGACACAAGCUUUUAUUUUGAAAAGCCAAAUCUCACGAGAGCACAAAGCCAUGCCCCAUACCCGAAUCAAAUAUCCUUUUGGUCUCUGUGAUUAUUUUGGAUUAAUUGUGCAAACGACAACUUUUUCAGGUCGUUGGAGAGGGAAGGAGAGCAUGCACGCUCCCAAAUUGACGCUCAUCUGAGAAAUGGAGUUUUGGAUAAAGUUCAGUUUGGGCAGCUUUACCUAUGCUAAAAUAAAGGAAUCCUAGUGACAAGUCCAUAGCAACCAGUUUACCUGUGGAAUUUGUUACUACCCAGUGUGCUUUGCUGAAUGGUCUCAAUGUUUUAUUGUUUUAUUUCAUGCGAAUACUAGUUUACUAGAGGAGUAACUCAGCAUUUGAGGUAAUGCACGAAGUGCGCAUUUAGCUUCCAUGCUUAUUGUGUUUCCACAACAAUAGUAGUGAGUAAAUCUACUGAAAAGGGCCCCAUAAUUAAAGAUUAUUUUUGGGUCUUUUCCCUUUGUUAAAGUGACAGUGGAUAGACAUGAAAGAGGGGGAUGACACGCAGCAAUGGUCCGCAGGUCGGACUCGAACCCGGGCCGCUUCAGGACUUAGCCAACAUGGGGUGUACGCUCCCACUGGGUGUGCUAGAGGCCGCCCCCCAAAAAAAGGCCCCCAUAAUAGUGGAGUGUGAUGUGUAAGAUGAGAAGACAGAGGUUAGUCAUGUAUGUCAUGUUUGUAAAAAAAACACUAUCUGUACAUCUUUGCCAAGUGCAAACCAGAACAGAACGCAUCCAUAAAUUGUUGGGAAGGGUAAUGCUUUUUUCCCCCAAUCAUAUUGUUGGAUCAUAGAAAAAUGUACUAUUAGGAAAGAGAGGGUCAAGUCUUUUUUGACUUAAGACCCCAAAACUCCUCCGGUAGCCCCUUAAAUAAAACACGAACAGUCUGUAAGUCAAACACACAGGAAGUGAUGGGGAUGUAUUUGUCAAAUAAAUAAGUAAAUUAUAGGGCUUGACUUCUAAGUGUAUCUAAUGCAUUUUGGAAAAAGAUUCAAAUGUCACGUUGUAGAAAGAAUAUCUUCUGCAGCGCACUGCAUCCUAUGUGAAGAUGGCUCUCAUAGAACCAAGUUUUUUUUUUUGUAAAUACUGAUUAACUGUUGCAAUGUGUGCAAAUGUUAUGUGCUGGAUGUGUUGUUUUGUCACUGUAACUAUAAUGUUAUAUUUUCUAGACUUUUUAAAAUAAAUUAUUCAUACGUAAGUAUUUGCCAUGCUGCUGAAAUCUUGAAACCACAUUUGUUUGAUGUGUUUUCUGUAAUUUUUUCAAAUCUGACACAAAAGCGGAUUCGAGUUGUAGUGCUGAACAGAGAA